AUGAAGGUUUUGUCCAUCAUCGCCGUCCUGCUGCCCGCCAUGCUUGUGACAGCAAUCCCGGUAGCGGAACCGGUGGCAGAGGCAGGGGCAGACACAGGCAUGGAUUUCGUCUCGGCUGGAAUCGAAGCUCGUGAUCUGACUCGGGCUCAAUGCAAGAGAGCUUGUGAUGUUGGUGCCGACGCUAUGCAGAAGUUCUGCCGCUUGACCCCCUUCCACAUUCGACCUUUCUGCUGGGCUGCAGCAACCGCUAUUGAGUCGCCUCUUGGCCAGCGAGCGUGCACCUCAUUCUGUGACAACUUCUUCUAG
Messenger RNA from Endocarpon pusillum Z07020, 306 nucleotides. RefSeq lists its product as uncharacterized. The coding region runs from base 1 to 306 and encodes 101 amino acids. NCBI's taxonomy places the organism in Eukaryota, Fungi, Ascomycota, Eurotiomycetes, Verrucariales, Verrucariaceae. The transcript has a single exon. The record is from RefSeq and is a predicted model, not a curated record.